GAUUCGGAAAGACGCUCCGUCUCUACCACCAACUUAUCCAAGCACACAGACCCGGUCAUAACCAAACGCCUGUCCGCAUCAUCUGCCACACUCUUAAACUCACCAGACAGAGCCUUACAGAAAAGGACUGCCUCCUCUCCCCACAUUAAUAAACAGAGCAGCAAACUCCGCUCGCCAAGACAGAAGAGUGUCGGUAACAUACAUGCAGCUAUGCGUCGUUUGCCGUUGACACCAUGGGAGAAUAACAUGGUCAGUCGUCUGUUGACCCCCACACACUCCUACCUGGCCAGAAGCCGUAGCGCCAUGUCAUUGUCUGGAGGAGAGACAGUGAUGCCCAUUUGUCCCCGCUCAGCCUCCUGUCAUCCAAUGAGCUCCCUCUCCUUCAAGUCCCUCCAAUCCCGCAGCAGCACCGAUCGGCCAAUGAAGGCAGGCCUGAGCAUGGAACGGCCAAUCAGGGCUGGCUACACUGCCCCUGACCCCGGCUCCCGGAGGAGAACCACUCAGAACACAACGGGGGAGAAACACCCAAAGGAGUACGUGCGUAAGUCCUGGAGUAGCUUCUCUUUGCCUCUGAGCUCCCAGCCCAUCAUCAGCGGCGCCCCUCAGCCCAAAGCCAAGAGGGCCCAGUCCCCCGGUAGCCAGCACAGCAGAGCCAAAGCUCCUUCACCUGCCAGAUCUUCCACAAAGUCCUCUCAGAAGCCCCCGACACCCAAACACCUAAAGUCUCUGCAGCCUGGCCAGGAGUACUCUGGCAUCACUCCGCCUCUGUCUCCUGGCAACCUGAAUCUGUCGCCGGGCAACAUGCGGCCCAGCCGGACAAUGCCAGAGCUGUACAGGGCUGCAGAGGAGGAAAGCACAGAAGGAGAGGGGAAGGAGACCUCUUCUCCAGUGGUGAAGUCAGCAGGCACCACCGACCCUGAAGAAGCCUCUCGCCUGCUGACAGAGAAGCGCAGACAGGCCCGCGAGCAGAGAGAGAGAGAAGAGGAGGAACGCCGGUUACAAGAGGAGGCAGAGAGACGCAGCCGUGAGGAGAUGGCUCGUAGGAAAGCAGAGGAGCGUGCACGCAGGGAGGAGGAGGAGAAGAAGAGAGAGGAGGAGCAGAAAUUUAAAGAUGAGGAGCAGAGACUUAAAGAAGAGGAGGAGAGUGCAACCCAGGCUGAGAGGGAGAGAGAGGAGGCAGAGCGCCUACAGAAACAGAGAGAGGCAGAGGAGGCUCGCCAGCGUGAGGAAGCUGAGCGCCUGCGUCAGGAGAGAGAGAAGCACUUCCAGAAGGAGGAGGCAGAACGCCAGGAGCGCAAAAAGAGAUUGGAGGAGAUCAUGAAGAGAACACGCAAAUCAGAUCAGAAAUCACCACAACAGAGAAAUGGAGAAAAAACAGGGGAGACAGCAUCCCCACCAGCACCUCUGUCAGCCCUCUCAGAGACACACACACUUACACUGCAGAGUCCUGAGUCAGGAGAGAGCACACCGACAGAGGUCCAUCCGAGGGAGAAUGGCGUCACCAUAGAUACAGGAACCUUUGAGCAGGUCAUCGAGGUUCCCAUGGAAACGAAGAUGCCCCGGGCGGAGGGUGACGGGCAGGAGGAAGAGGAGCAGGAAGACGACGAAGGCCCCCGGAGCCCCAUCAUCGCCUUCCGAGAGAACGGCCAGAGCCAGCACCAAGCAGAUGUGGUGUGAGCAAUCAAGACAGCAUGGGGGAAGGAGAAGGAGACUGAGCGAGAAAGAGGAGGUUCGGACGGAUAGCAUCUCACCCGAAGGUCUCCCGGCUGGCUUCCUGUGGGCGUGGCCUGGAAAGGAAACUCUGUUUCUUCCUCCCCAUUCCUGCUGACCAAAACAUCAACUUAUAACAACGACCGCCCCCCAUGCCACUUAGUACAGUCUCAGACUAGAGAGCAAUGAGGUCCAAACCACUCUGAGAUUGAAAUGGGGGGUGAGCGGCCUCUCUCUGGGUAUGAAUCAAUUUUCUGUGUUUUGAUUCGGCAGGCUGAUCGCUGAUGUAUUACUUGAAGACUUCCUCGUACUGUAGUUCUGUCAGCAGGCAGGUAAACAGGUGUUUGCGCUGUUGGUGGGGGGAAGGGGGUGAAAUAAAAAAUAAAUGAAAAAUAA
Molecule: messenger RNA, 2106 nt
Organism: Clupea harengus (Atlantic herring)
Lineage: Eukaryota; Metazoa; Chordata; Actinopteri; Clupeiformes; Clupeidae
Gene: map7b
Product: microtubule-associated protein 7b
Exons: 14
Coding region: 211-1677 (488 amino acids)
Biological process (GO): microtubule cytoskeleton organization
Cellular component (GO): microtubule cytoskeleton
Source: RefSeq, a predicted model, not a curated record